This is a messenger RNA of Ceratina calcarata, 2106 nucleotides long. RefSeq names its product activating molecule in BECN1-regulated autophagy protein 1. Gene Ontology annotation, biological process: autophagosome assembly; mitophagy. NCBI's taxonomy places the organism in Eukaryota, Metazoa, Arthropoda, Insecta, Hymenoptera, Apidae. Gene Ontology annotation, cellular component: Cul4-RING E3 ubiquitin ligase complex; intracellular membrane-bounded organelle. The coding region runs from base 189 to 1712 and encodes 507 amino acids. The record is from RefSeq and is a predicted model, not a curated record. The transcript is spliced from 9 exons. Gene Ontology annotation, molecular function: ubiquitin-like ligase-substrate adaptor activity; protein binding.
CUGUGCGAUUCUGUCCUAUGAAAACCAUUUGGCGCCAAAAGCAGGCGCAGUCGUUGUCGUGAUCGCACGUGUCGACGUUGUAUAUCGGGAUCCGGCGCCGUGCGAUACUCUUUCCCGCCACAAUCCGCCGCGUUACAAAGUGCCUUGUGUGAAUAAUUGUGUAAAAUUGUCGCUCUUUAAUCAGUGAAAUGGAUCAACCUUCGACCUCGUCUGGAUUUCCGAAUCCACCGCUGUCUCCGCCGCCGUCUCCACCGUUUAUGUGGCCGAUUCUGCCGCCUCCGCCGCCUCCACCGCCUCCGCCGCCUCCGCCGCCUCCGCCGGUUCCGCCGGUUCCACCGGGUCCGCCAAAACUGAUAUCAUUUUUUUUAAACGAGUCUCAGAAUGUAUUAAGAUGUUUAAUGUGGAGAAACAUGGGAAUGUUUUUCUACAAUUACCGCUUCAACAACGCACAGGUGUUGGAGUCAGUGGUGGAGAUAAAUCUAGUUCGGAAGAGAUACUAUAAAGAUACGAGCUACGAGCUGCCGUCGGGAGAACGCGAUCGGCCGUCGACGUUUUUGAUGACGUUCAAUGAAAACCAAAUGCGAAUGGCAUCGUCGCACGGGGAUCACGAUAUUUAUGUGAACGACGCUCUUCGUGGAACGUUUAUUAGGAGGCUCACAGGCCAUCCGCGUACUCCUUGGACCGUUGUACUUCAUCCUCGCAUCGACGACCUUGCGGCUUCCGGAUGUCUCGGUGGUGUCGUUAAAAUCUGGGACGUGGAAUCUGGUGUUGAAAUCAACAGUAGAGAAUUCGAGCCAGUCAUAGCUUCCGUUGCGUUUCAUCCAUUUCAACAGUUGCUUGUUAUAGCGGCAGGGAAUGAAUUACACUUUUGGGAUUGGGAAGAUCCCGAACCUAUUUUUACUCUAAAUACUGGCAAACGUGACCAGAGAGUAAGAUUUGUGGCUUUCGAUCGUUUGGGAAGGAAAUUAAUCACAGCAAUUGGAAAUCCUAUAGUACCCGGCCGUGAACCACCAUUGCUUUCCAGAUGCCUUUUUAGUAGAAUCACUUUUCUGAGACAAUUACCAUCUAUAGACGAUGAACCAGAGGAUCCCGCGAACCCAGUCGUUGCUCAGAUAGACGUGCAGGUGAGAAGAGAAAGAGACUUCGUACAGUUUGAGGAGGAAGACGAUCCCGAUACAAUCGAUUACCGCGUACAAGUAUGGGAUUUCACCGAAGGGGAACUACCAGAUAUCCAAGAUAGCACGAAGAACGUUGUAAUACGCGAGUGCAAAGUUUCUAACGACGCCAGUAUAGACAUUUCUCGCGAUGGAAAGAAUUUGGCGGCCUGCUUUAAUGAGGGUGCAGGAGUAUACAGUCUCGACUGGGAAAAUCUAGGAACACAGCUAUGUUGGACGAAGAUAGAAAGCUGUGUGAUUUCGGUGUCGUUUUCACCCACGGAACAACACCUCAUAGUGGGUGUAGCGAAUGUUCGAUACGCCGAGAAUUACCUUAUGAUUUACAUUUAUAAACUAACAGACGGCAUGCCAAUAAUGACUGGGGAUGAACCAAAUGUCAUACAUCACAUUCAAAAAGAUAUGACUUUAAUUAAACAACUGCCAGGAAAAUCCGACCCGACGAGACCCAUGAGCCUCAACUGUGUCAAGUGGGUACCGAGGGCUGGAUGGGGCAUCGUCUACGGUACUAAUCAAGGUCGGAUGGCACUUAUUCACUGACAAAUACUGUCAUAAUAGUUAAAAAAGUGAUGUUUUUUUAUAUGUUCUGGGAGAAUAAUUCCGCAACGCGAAUGUUCUAUCGGGACCAAUAUUUUAUUACUACGCGUCUUUCGAAUUAAGCCUCGCAAUAGACGCAUUUUUAUCGUUAACUAUUAGGUAACUAAGAAUGUUGAUACCGACCGAUGUUGCCCACCGAUGUCUUUUUAGUUUAUAUGGAAAUUUUAUUCCCGUUUAGCUUUGAUAUUAUUUUUAGUUUCACACUGAUGAAAAGGUGAUUUAUUCGAGAUUCAAGAGUUUUUUUUUAAAUGUUUAUUUAACAACUCGAUCGCAACGAUAAAGAUUGAAACAACGAAGAUGUUAUUAGUUUGUAUGGAAUACACACAGUAUUACAAUA